Heterotrigona itama is the source of this 3059-nucleotide messenger RNA. Lineage: Eukaryota; Metazoa; Arthropoda; Insecta; Hymenoptera; Apidae. The record is from the annotation of a GenBank genome assembly.
AUGCGAAAGUGGUAUUCUCAGAUGUCAGAACUAAAUCCAAUAACCUCGUUCCAAAAUCAAACGCUACGCUACGCCUCACGUUUUAGUUUCAGUUUUUCAUUUAUAUUCUCAUAAUAUUGCAGAAGAGACGUUGAAAUUAAUAGGGAACUUUUUACCUGCGUCUCUUUAUUCAAAAGCCAUGAUUCCUUCGCGAGCCUGGCGGCGAUUAGCGGGUUUUUAUAAAAGUCAUUUCGCAAUUCGUUCGGCAGGGUGUCUUCGACUGCUGAGUUCAGUACGUUCGCCGGAUGUUGAUACAAGAAUCCCGAGGGAAUGUAAUACUGUGGAACAGCCGCGCAUAAUCCCAUCACCAUCGCAAACGUGAUUAUUGUAUUCAUGUCCACGUAAAAUUCUGCAGAAAGAACAAGCUCCAACCAAUUUUUAAGGUUUAGUACGUAUCUUGUUAAAUCCAGCAGAGGAAUUAAUUUUUUUAAUUUAAAUCGAUAUCUAUCGAACAAGGAAAAAAUUGCACAUAGAUUUACAGAACCAUACGGAGUUUCUAUCCAAGUGACAAAAAAAUUCGAAAGGAAUUCACGAUGGCUGAGUCAUUAUUCCAAUUCACGUUUUACAAGCAUGUAUCUAUCCUUUCUACGCUGCUCAAAAUUUUAAUUAUUUUUUGCGUUUGUUACACAAAGGACUAUAUAAUAGUAUUUUGGGUUAUCUUACUGUCAAUGAUACCCCUCUUUUUUUACCAAAUUCCAUCAAUAAUCUAUAAAUUCUAUUAAUAAGUUAAUUUUAUAUAGUAAUACUACUGUAGUAUAGUGUAAAUACUACUGUAAGUAUUUAUACUGUAUUUAUACUGUAAGUAUAGUAAGUAUACUGUAAGUAUACUGUAAGUAAGUAUUUAUACUGUAAAUACUACUGUAAGUAUUUUACACCAACGGAAUCAUCCUUUUGUAAAAUUUUGAGCAACAUGCACUUUGUCUACAAUUUUCAUCAUACACUAUGAAUGAACUGAACUGCUGAUUGUGUGUUUCAGGGACCACAUUGAACAUCUUUAUCCUCCGUAUCAUCCAUUUGCAUCCUUUAUGCAAUUUAAUUGGCACUUGUAGUCCACGCACAAAUGCACUCACCUGAACGAACACUCGACUUCUGAACUCACAAGAUCUAGUUAUUACUCUCGCGCGUAUCUAACUGAAUACAGUAUCCGUUUACAGUGUUACUUAUAUACUUAUAUAGCAGUUGCCACUUCGAUACAAGUUACUAAGGUUACCGUCGACGUUUUUUCUUGAUCAUUAUCCGUAUUCUGGCCCAUUCUAUCGGCCUUAUGUCCCCGACGAGGCCAUUUGUUCCCUCUUUGAGACAUUUCAAGGGUGGAGAUCCCUUUGACUCAACUGAUCACCACUCGCCGCCGUUUAUCCGCGGCCUUCUUGGUUGCUUCUUGGAUACGUUUUAUUCGCUUUGCCUUGCUCCUCGGUGACAGAGACCCUGAUAUUAGAUGCUGCAUACGCGAUACAUUCUGAUAGAUUUUUCAAAUUGACGUGUUUCAAGCCAUUCGAUAAAUCCAAUAAAUUCAGCAUUAUCAUCAACUAUGUACAGAGAAAUUAUUAUUGCACAAUUGAGACGAAUUGAGAAGGAAUUGUGAACAAGAAAAUACAAUAGCCGAAAAGAUAAGUUUUACAAUUCGUGUUAUGAAUUGUCACACACCAAUAAAAUACAAAGUGAAUCACUUCGUAUAAUUAUUCUGUAACUGUCCUUUCGGUUUUCACUUUGUUCGGAAGAAUAAUUCAAUAGGCAUGGUCGAUCCAGCAGUUUACGCACGGUGAAUUUAGUUAACCGUCGUAUUAUAAGAACGAUCCUUUUGAUUCGGAUCAAUGUGUGUCGUGAGAUUUGGUGGGUGUAAUGUUCCUACGUGCCUGGAAAUAUCGAUUUCACCAUUGUGAUCGGAAUUUCCAUUACUUAACUAUACACUCAUUAUUGCACUUAAUAAAGAACACUUAGUAGUAAAUUUAACCGAUAGCGAGAUAUCAAAAAAAAAAAAAAAAAAUGUUUGAGGUUGAAUGAUUGAAAUAUUGAAUAUUAAACUAUUUGUUAAGAUCUACAAGUUGUCGAGAGUUUACUAAACUGUUACCAUGCCGAUCGUUGAGUUUCAACCGCCCACACAGGUUCUUACAGAUUUUUUCGAACAGCAAGUUUUCCGGUUUAUGCAUCACGCGUAUCAGUCUCUGUCUCUGUUCAACGAUUUGCAAGCUCAACAAGCUACAUUAUUACGGACUUGUGUAUUAUUCCAAACUUCGUUGCUUUCUUUCUACAGUUGGCCACGCAACUACACAUUUCUCAGUUCAACUUUCAGUUCGAUUCUUUCCGACAAUUUUUUGAUUCUUUGAAAUUUCAUACAUCAUACUUUUAUAAUUAUAAAUUCAUCGAUGAAAUUCUAAUUUCUAAUAGAUGAUGAAAUAAAGUAACAACUGAACAUUUUCAGAUACAUAUAUUUUAAAACUUAAAGCAACACAUCGAUUGGUAUAUCACUUACUCUUAAAAUGUCCAUAACAUUGAGAAUUCGAGAAAAGGAUGAUCUUGAGAGAACAUGAAUUAUCUACAUCAACUAUUCUUAUACUAAUACACAAUUUUUUUACAUUCACAAGAGUAACCAAGAUAUUGGUAUGAUAAGGAAUUCAAGAUAAUUGAAACAUUUAAAUCUUUUACUGGAUCUACAAUCUAUAAUUAGAUAACAGAGGUAAAGAGAUAUAAUUAUAAUUAUAAUCAUAGCUACAUAAAAAAUUCAUUAUUACUAAUACAUAUCCUAUUGAAUGGAUCAAGUAGCCUUUUAACUGCGUCGAAAAUUGUAUACAUCAUUAUAUACAAAAUUGUAUGCAUUAACAACAAUGAAUAUACAUCUUCUCUUCGAAAUGAAGAUAUUAAGUAGAGACAUUUUGAUACAUCGAUUUAAUUUUAUUUAAAUUACUUAUAAUAGCCAAGGAAACGGAUGUAUAAUUGUAUUUAGGUCAAUGUUACGUCCUUGCAUGUACCAAUUCACCCAGAGGCAGUGGUUACCCUUGUCGGAACUGAUUCGCUUAUUAUAA